This is a messenger RNA of Penicillium riverlandense, 777 nucleotides long. Its product is annotated as ADP-ribosylation factor family protein. Gene Ontology annotation, cellular component: Golgi apparatus. The coding region runs from base 1 to 777 and encodes 258 amino acids. The record is from RefSeq and is a predicted model, not a curated record. Gene Ontology annotation, molecular function: GTP binding; GTPase activity. Gene Ontology annotation, biological process: intracellular protein transport; Golgi to plasma membrane protein transport; protein localization to organelle. NCBI's taxonomy places the organism in Eukaryota, Fungi, Ascomycota, Eurotiomycetes, Eurotiales, Aspergillaceae. The transcript is spliced from 2 exons.
AUGUACCACCUGGCCAAGUCGCUGUAUCUCUACGCCACCAGCAAAGAAGAAUAUUCCGUCCUGCUACUCGGCCUCGACAAUGCCGGCAAGACCACGCUCCUCUCCCAGAUCAAGGCAAUCUACCAACCCCGACCCGACGGCGCCCCAGCACCUAACCCGGGCAAGACCGUGCCCACGGUCGGUCAGAAUGUCGCGAACGUCGCCUUACCAGACAUGAACCUGAAGAUCUGGGAUGUCGGCGGCCAGAUCUCCAUGCGCGGGCUGUGGCAAAGCUAUUACAGCAGCUGCCACGCGAUCAUCUUCGUCGUCGACAGCACAGAUGUGGGCCAGGACCCCGAUAUCACACGCCUUCCCUCCGCGUCGACACGGCGACAAAGCUCCGCCGCCUCGGGCGCCGUGCGCCCCGGCGCGCGCCCCAGCGUCGGCGCGGAGGCCUUCUCGGAGCAAACGGUCGGGAUUGAUGCUGCGGGCGGCGCGUUUGGACGGCUAGACGAGUGCAGCCAGGUGCUCGAGGACGUGCUGCAAAGUGCCGAUGUGGCGGGGGUGCCGAUUCUCGUGCUGGCGAACAAGCAGGACCGCGAGGACUGCGUUGAGGUCGUCCGGAUCAAGGAAGGGUUUGUGCGCAAGGUGUUCGAGGGCGAGACGGGUGGCGGCGUCCGAGACAGCCGUGUGCUGCCGGUCAGCGCGCUGCUGGGGACGGGCGUUGAGGCGGCCGUGGAGUGGGUGCAGAGUCGUGUCAGGUGGAAUAAGGAGAGUCGGCCGCCGCUGAUGCGGUGA